Aspergillus heteromorphus CBS 117.55 is the source of this 2214-nucleotide messenger RNA. RefSeq lists its product as uncharacterized. The record is from RefSeq and is a predicted model, not a curated record. Gene Ontology annotation, molecular function: hydrolase activity, acting on glycosyl bonds. The coding region runs from base 119 to 2203 and encodes 694 amino acids. Lineage: Eukaryota; Fungi; Ascomycota; Eurotiomycetes; Eurotiales; Aspergillaceae. The transcript has 4 exons.
UUUUGCCACUCCUGCCGUACUUAACUAACUUCCUCUCUUUUCCCAUUUCCGUUUUCCCAACGCAACUGUCCAGUCUGUCAUUCACUACCUACUCCGCACGCUCAUUUCGAAGGUCAAAAUGAAGGGUCAAUGGAUGGCUCCGGGUGCAGCCCUCCUGGCUGCUCUCGUCCCGAGUGCCCACGCGCUGACUAUCGCACCGGAGGUGAUCACCCUCGCCCCCACCACCACGACAGCAGCAGCCACCGUGUCAACAUCCACCGUCGUCAGCUGCACGACUAUCGGACCGAACCUGGUUGAGAACCCCUCGUUUGAAGAUGGCUUCACCGACUGGGGAUAUGCCAGUGGCACCACAGGCUCCGUGGUGGCCGGGGAUGCCGCGGAUGGCUCUUACUACCUAGAAUCAUCCGGCAGUCAAACCCGCGCGGGGAUCGUGUUCUACCAAUACGUCCAAGACAUGGUGGCCGGGUCGACCUACACAGCGAGCCUGGACUGGCGCGUGCAUCCCAACUCGGAGGGCGCGUCGCUGUCCUGCCAUCUGUACUGGUACAUGAACAGCUUCGGCAGCUCGAUCGGAUCGACCUCGGCAACCGUCACCACGACGGAAAUGGCCUGGACCACCUUCUCGACCACCUUCACCCCGUCGACUUCUGGUCAGCAUCUGCUCGAGAUCUACUCCUACUGUCAGCAGUCCACCACCGUCUACACGGGGAAUGCCAUCGAUAUCGACAAUAUCCAGAUGAGCAAUGGCGAGAGCACCACGUCUUGCACGACUAGUACGACUGUUGUCACUGUGACUCCUACUGCUGUGCCGACGACUUUGGUGGCCACGAGUGCCGUGGGUACUCCUUCGUCGGCGGCAGUGGUGUCUUCGGUGGCUUCUUCGGUGGCGUCUUCGGUGGCUGUCUCGAGUGUUUCUACUGCUGUGUCGGUUCCUAUCUUGUCGUCUGCGGCUGCCUCUACUGCUGUUGCUUCAGCUCCUGCUGCUUCAUCGCCUGUUGCCUCCUCUCCCGCUGCCUCGACGCCAGUUGUGGCCACCCGCUCUGCGUCGUCCCCUGCUGCUUCGGUUCCAGUUGCUUCAUCCUCUGCUGCUUCCGCCCCAUUGCUUCGUCAUCCCUCCUCCGUGGCAGUCUCUUCUCCCUCCGCUGGCAGCUCCCGAGCAGUCUCUGCGUCUUCCGCCUCGGUGCCCUACUCCAUCCCAUCGUCCAGGGCCAGCCCCAGCUCUUCUCGCCCUGCCCACUCCGAGGCCGUGACAUCCGUCUCCCCUCUUGUUCGUCCCACUCCCAUCCGCACUCCCGGCGCCUCCGGCAUCUCGCAGCGUGUGCGGCCCUCUUCGAUCCCGGGCCCUCAGGGCUCUGGACGGGCCUCCUCUGCCGCCCCCGCCGGAACCAGCCAGAUCUCGCCCCCCCAAUUCACCACGUCCACCAUCCUGACCACCCGCACGGCCACCAUCACGGCCUGUCCGUCCUCGAUCACUGACUGUCCCGCGCGGUCGAAGACUACCUUCCUGACGACCGAGACCCUCGUCGUCUCGACCACCGUCUGCCCCGUGACUGAGACCGCAGCCCCAACCAAGGGCUCGGGCUCCGGGGAGUCAUCCUACACCACGACGGAGACCAUCUUCACCACGCGCGUCUCCACCAUCACCGCCGCCCAAACCACCUACAUCACCACCGAGACCCUCGUCGAAUCCACCACCGUCUUGCUCGUCACCGUUGCCCCCACUGCCCACCCCACUGCCCCCGCCGUCACCGGUACCGGCUCCGCCAACAACAACAACAACAAAAACCCCUCCCCACCUCCCACCAUCCAAACCAUCACCGAAGUAAUCACCAAGGUCAUCCAACCCCAAGGCACCGCGACCAACCAGCCCGCCGUUACCGAGACCCUCACCGUGACCAAGACCAAGAAGGUGUCAACGCUGGUUCUGACCAAGACCGUCUUCAUCGAGACCUGCGGUGCCGUUACCAAGACCGUGAGCACGGAGGUGCCGGUUGCCACCGUCACGGGGGAGACUGAGACUGAGAUUGUGGGUUCUGAUGCCGAGACGACUACGGUUGCGAAUGCGGUCUAUCCGACUGCGUAUGCCCAGGGAAGCCACUUCCAUGGAAAUGGGACGACGUCGCUGUCGCUGGUUCCGUCGUCGAGGAGUGGAAAGUUGAGGUGGAGUUCUAGUACGCCAGUGCCUGUUGCUACGGUUUAUUAGGGAUAUUAGGG